Messenger RNA from Nematostella vectensis (starlet sea anemone), 1684 nucleotides. RefSeq lists its product as uncharacterized. The record is from RefSeq and is a predicted model, not a curated record. The coding region runs from base 28 to 1014 and encodes 328 amino acids. Gene Ontology annotation, molecular function: oligosaccharide binding. Lineage: Eukaryota; Metazoa; Cnidaria; Anthozoa; Actiniaria; Edwardsiidae. The transcript is spliced from 3 exons.
UCAGAGUUAGUUUCAUCUCCCUAUAACAUGGCGCUAACAGUUCUGGACGCACGUUUCGUAUUUCUUGUGGUAUUUCUGCCGGAAAAGACGUACCAGCAGAGCUGCCCCGCUAGCGUCAGCUCCGAACAAGGCGUCGCCCUUCUGGGUUAUACGUUUGAGUCCCGUUUUGCAAGUCAUUUUUGGGAGUGUAUUAGAAGUUGCAUUGAAGAACGACAGUGCUGGAGUGUCAACUAUCACUUGAGCUCUCGCCUGUGUGACCUUAACAGCGAAACCAAAGAAAGGCAGCCUUUGAAACUCGCAAGAAGGGAUUUGUCCGUUUACUUGAGUGAUAGAAAAGCCGGAGAUUGGAAAGGAGUUGUGCGCUCGUGCAAAGACUUGCGGGAUCUCGCACGUAACGCAGACCUCACGACAGGGGAGUAUUGGAUCGAUCUGGAGGCUGACAGGAGACUUCUGAGGGUUUACUGUGACAUGAAAACUAAUGGAGGUGGGUGGACCUUGGUAACGCGAAAAGAGCCAUUAAAAAGAAGUCUAGGGCCUGCCUUUUAUGCUGACUACCGCUACAUAAGCACUGAGAAGUUAGGGACCGUGUUAGUUAAAAGUCUAGCGGUACAAAAGCUAAAAUCUUUUAUCGGCUUCACUCAGCUUCGGUGGCGAUGCCGCAAGCAGUCCGUCGGUCGCACCAUCGACAUCAUGACGGCCAAUAACAGCUCAGGAGCCCGAGUCCUGGUCCACUUUCUGGACGGGGUCACGUUUCCGGACGCGUGCGGUUCGUUUGUCCGACUGCCGGAAGAUGACUCCAUUCUGACCAGGAACUGCGCCAAGUGGGGCAGCAAUGGUACCUUACCCGAGGGGGAGUGGGGAAAGAACGGUCUGGGCGGCCCUCUAAGACUUUACAACUAUCCAUUUUUCUGGUCUGGAAAUUUUACAUUUUCUUGUAUAAAUUCCUUUUGGUACUGUGACGAUGCUGGGAGUGACCAGAACGCUAACGAUUUCUGGGAAUUGUACGUCCGUUGAUAUUAACGUGUUUACGCACGUACUUUGUCCAUGUACUGUACUUGUCCGCACAAGGGAAUGUUUUAGUUAGAGGCCGAAAUAUGCAAAACCAUACUGUUGUCUUUUGGGAAAAUGUUACAAUAAUCACGCGCCUAGAUUAGCGCAAUACGUCUUAUUUCUGUCAAUGUAAAUCUGCAAAAGGGUGUAUCAUUUUAUCCAUAUCGUAUUCAAUUGAAGAGUUUGAUAAAGUUGCCUUAUGCAAAUUGGAUAUUUCCGUCCUUUUGGCUAGAUUAACUUUGAUUAAAAGACAAUAUAAAUAAUAAGAUUCCCCUAUCAGCUUAGUUGUACCAAAUUAGACAAAAAUCGGACGAGUUCUAGUUUGUUUACUCUACAACCGUGUUUUACUCUACAACCGUGGAGCAGAGAGUCCAGCGAAGUAUGGCUUUGCCACACCUGAAAUCCUCAGAAGUUAACGCUAUCUUGAGAGGCAUUGAACGCUGUUGUUUGAGCCUGGACAGCUCGAGUUUGUCAAGCGCUUUUCAGUAAUGCGCCUCUAAAAGUCAUGAGAAUUCCCAACACUUUAGCAUCUAAUAUAUAACAUCUUGCCCGUCAGUCAAAUCCAGUUUUUUGUUUAAGUACCUUAGAUAAUGGCUCAUGGGAUCUUGAAAGUAAAUAAAAUCCGAGAAAGACU